GCAGGGCAGUGAUGGAAAGGCUGAGAGGAGAGAACCAGGAAAGCUUCCAACAGUACAGACUCAAGUCGAGUUUCAACGUCUCCUGCACCUGUUGCCAUGACUUCAGCACAUCUACCUGCACUGAGUGUGAUACUCUGUGCGCUGGCUCUUAUAAUCUACAACACUCCGGCAGAUGCUCAAGCAGAUUCGGCUUUGGACUGUUGCCUGAAGGUUGGCUCUCAAGUCAUCCCGAAACAAAUCGUCCUCAGUUACAGGAAUCAGAUCAGAGGUAUCGGCUGCACCCGUGAUGCUGUUGUUUUUACAACCAGAAGAGAUAAGAAACUUUGUGCCCCCGCUGCCAGCGAAGCUAAAUGGGUUGAAGAGCUCACCAGAUUCAUCGACAACAGGCUAAAGAAAUGCAAAGGAAUCAAAUUUCAGGGGAAACGCUGUGAAGGCCUGAAGACUAAAACUGUUUGAGGAAACACAUAUUUGCACACAUGCAUACAAAUGUGGCAGCUGGCAAUGGCCUCUUUAUCAUAGUUUUGCGUUCUAAACUUUAUUUUUAUAUCUUUAUCGUUAAGCAUUUUCAAUGUUUAUGUAACUUCUUUACUAACUGACUUACUUUUGCAGCUUGGCAUGACAAUUGUUUGGCAAAUUUCUUAAAAUGUUCAUCAUCUGUAGACAUUUUGGUAAAAAGGGUGUUCUAAAUGUCUGAAUGUAAAUUAAAAAAAAAAAAAGCUACACUGUAUUUUCAGUUGUGUGAUAUUUACAGAAACAAGUUUUAUUUUUACUUUUAUUGAAAUCAUGUUGUUAGCAUUUUUUUCAAUAAAAAGGUUUUU
Messenger RNA from Triplophysa rosa, 818 nucleotides. RefSeq names its product chemokine (C-C motif) ligand 19a, tandem duplicate 1 (gene ccl19a.1). NCBI's taxonomy places the organism in Eukaryota, Metazoa, Chordata, Actinopteri, Cypriniformes, Nemacheilidae. Gene Ontology annotation, biological process: cellular response to type II interferon; immune response; inflammatory response. Bases 97 to 456 code for a protein of 119 amino acids. The transcript has 4 exons. The record is from RefSeq and is a predicted model, not a curated record. Gene Ontology annotation, molecular function: CCR chemokine receptor binding; chemokine activity. Gene Ontology annotation, cellular component: extracellular region.